Messenger RNA from Spirometra erinaceieuropaei, 25123 nucleotides. The record is from the annotation of a GenBank genome assembly. NCBI's taxonomy places the organism in Eukaryota, Metazoa, Platyhelminthes, Cestoda, Diphyllobothriidea, Diphyllobothriidae.
AUGGCUUUGGAUUCCGUGUUCCCAAAUGAUGACGACCCAUUUGGUUUGCUUGGAAAGCCACGUUUUCGACCUACGCGAAGACCUCGAAAGUUGGAGGAAAACUCUGCGACCGGUAAAGAUGUUUAUACAUCUACACAUGCCUCACUACAGGCCUUUGAGACUUGCGUUAUCAGUUUAUGACCCAAAAAGCUUUUUGUUUAUCUAAGUAUAAAUGCUGUUGCUUAUUUUUACAAGUGAUUUGUUCUUAUUCUAUUUAGUUCGUCUAUUUUCACUUGUGAUUCUAGUCAGUACUUCGGCGAAAUAUUGGUCCUACGGCCGUCUUCAAAUUAAGUUGGAGGCAAAAUAAUGUCCGAUAGGUAUUAUGAUCAACCAUGUCCGUCUUCCACUUACUGCGUUCUUGUCCAUUGAAAUGCGGUUCUGCAUUCCUCCGGAAGCAUCCAUUUGCGAGGGGGUGUUUUUACGCCCUUCUUUGGGUUUAUAAUUCACAAGUAUUCAGUGGCUUAGAGAUACAUGCCGAAAAACAGAUUUUCUCCUUCCAAUCGUAUCCCAGUAAAUGCAUCGGAAGUCAUCAAAAACUUCACUCAGAACGCCCAACCAACUAAUUCAGAGUAGGGAUCAUGGACACGGUAUGACUUACUGAUCCUUUAAUGGGGUCAGAUGCCGGUUAGGGCGCACAAUUCACACUGGAGACAAAACCACCCGAUAAAAUAUAACUUUUAAUUGUUAGCGUGGAAAAUGUGGAACCCUGGAAUCCAUGUCUUAGAUUAUAAAUAAAAGCAAGUGGCUCCCGUAACCUAGAGUGGCAGCUGCUCAUUCCUCUCAAAGUGGUACGAAAAUUCCUGGCCGGUUGGCGUGCAGCACCGGUUUUUAUGUCAACGUUAAGGUCCAAAAACCGGAACUAACCUGAUUCGACUCCCAAAUGUCGUUUCAAGUUCUGAGCGCGUGACAGCUAGAUUGUCUAGUGCAAAAUGUUAGGAUCCUGUCCUACGGUGACGCUUGCUUAUUUGAUACGCGUACUUUUCUCCUACUCGUCGACUACUCAGAGGAUAUCCGGCCCAUGCAAUUGCGUCCUACAAGAUUACUUUGUCCAGUUUUUCAGUUCACUCUUCACAUUUAUUUUGAUCUUUCUGCUAGUCUCGUUUUCACUUAUUUAUUAGCUGCUCUAUCCUCAGAAUAUACCAGCCUCAGAUAGAGCAUCUUAGGAUCUCGAUUCCGCUAUCUGAAAGCUUAAUUCUUGGCCCGAUUUGUCGACUUAAUCGUAUUUUAAAAUUUCAAAAUUCGAUUUCGCCUAUAGCCGACGUUGGCUUGGAGAAUGGUGUGUCGAAUAACAAUACUCGCAGUUAGCUUAGAGUUGAGCAGCUUAAUUGAUUAUAUUAACCAUGAAACUAAAGACAUUUCAAUCGAUUAGAUAGUGGAAGGUUUGCUUAUCGAUUUUUCUUCUGCAUGAUGACAUAACCAAGAGCUUGUUUGCCGAUGAAUAAGCAUUAAGUUAUUUUAUAGUUUCACUCAUUUCCAACACACCGGAUGAGGACGACAUUUUUGCAAUGGAUAUCAAACAACCAACGCAAAGGAAUGAAACCAUGCCAAGCAGCCUGUCCAUUUUGACAGGUAUUUUUGCAACUCUUCUCCAUGCUUAUGUAUAUGCUUGUAAGAGACGCGACAAAGUGGAAAUAACACAGUUGAAAACAUUGGAGAGCGCACCACUACCUCUCCUUCGCCCACCCGGUCGCUUUUAGUAUCUCAGACCAGAGCCGAACAGCCUUCUGCAGGUAGCCUUUCUAGCAGACGGAGGUGAGCGUCAGUAAACAUAUCUAACGUCUACUCUCUUGUUCCAGUUACUCGAGUCUAGGGGAAACAGGUGCGACUUCUCCACAAUCGACCCACAGCACGCGGCUUAAACCAACUAAUGUCGCCGUGAACUCAGAUGAUAUUCCGUCACACGGAGUGAUUUGUUCCGUAAUCGAUGCUGAGUAAGUCCCUCACAUUUGCCUAGCGCCUUCCUUUUUUGACCGAUGGAACCACGAUAUCAGCCUUCUUCCCCUGUGCCGCUGGAAAUUAGAGGUCUCCGCAGUCCGGUGCAGCAAAAUGUAACAGAGGAGGAGGAGGAGGAGGAGGAGGAGGAGGAGGAGGAGGAGGAAGAGGGCAGAGAGGCAAUGAUGUUGGCAGAGGAUCAAGAGCAGACUUAUGUUUCUGAGUUCUCUAGUUCUGACGAACAGGGGACUCCGUCUACGACUUCAGGUCGGCGAGAGGGUAAUGGUGCCGGUGCUGCCAACUGCGAGUACACUUGCAGGUAGGUUAUUUGGUACGCAAUGUUCAGCACUAAUUUGUGGCAAACUAUAGCCUUUCAGAGGAGGAUGAAGAGAAUGAGGAAAAGGAAGAGGAGGAGAAGGAGGAGGAGGAGGAGGAAGAGGAAGAGGAGGAGACUCAACAACCGCAGCACUUCGUCUCGAGCGAAAGGACAGUUUUAGUCAGCCAGGAGAGGCCGGGAUCGUGGGGUUCCGACGGAACUGGUCAGAAAAAGAAGUUGGAUUCGCCGCCGGUAACAGGUGGGUCAGAAAAGCCUCUUAUAACACCUUACUGCAGGCCAGACCACUUUUAAGCCAUCUACCAAGGAGACGGAAGGGGUGGAUUUCGAGGAAAUGGAAUCGAAAAGGGCGGAGAGGACUAAGGAAGAGGAGGAGGAGGAGGAGGAAGUGGUGGACGGUACUGGGGAACAUAGAAGGAUAGAGAAGGAUAUGGAUGACAAAGGACCUUCCCCAGAUGUGCGUUCUCCCCCUCCUCCAUCACGCAACGAGAUGACAGAAGUCGAGACGCUUGAGAGGUAAUUAACUGAGCAAAUGUAAAAGAAGGUUAACUAGAAUUUUCAUCAUGAAUGGUACAAUUAACUCCGAAGUUUUAGAUGCUGACAGAAAUAAAACGUCCAUAGUCUCGACACAGAAACUUGAGGUUUGCAGACAAGGGUGACGUAAACGAAGAAGAACCGUUAUGCCCAACUUAUAGGUGAUUGUAUUUCGGGCCAGAAGGCUACUUUGCAGUACCGCUGCCGAUCGCCUAACUGAACCAACGACACACGUGAAGAGUUUUGUUCUUCAUCUGAUUGGAGUCAGUUUGCCAUGUCUGUUGGAUUUUGUUAAUAAUGAAACGAGCAUAAUGCAUUCAGAGACCAAAUGGGCUGUGUGGAAUUUCGGUGCACAUUAGCAGGGGGGACGCCGACUGGCAUAAGAGUCCGAGAGAAGCACAAUGGGAAUGGGAGGAAGGAAGAUCAGGGGGUAGUGGAUGUGUCAGCAGGAGAACGGGCAAUGAGCAGAGCCCUCACAUGCAUUAAACUAUCAGUAAAGCUAACCAAACAGGUGUAGGUAUGAGUGACAUUGAUAUGGUGUGGAGUAUUUUCCAUCAAAACAAUAUUUGGUCUUUGUUGGAGUUUCAACUAGAACCGAAUGCGAAAUUUUUUUAGCAGAGGGAUAGCUAAUACCAGUGUUUUCCUGAUAUACUCUUACUAAGUACACCAGGUGCAUUAUGCGCCGCGAAAUGCCAACGCACUUACCGAUUGUCAGAUCUUGUUUCCUAAAUCACUUUUUGUUGAAAUUUUAAUAUGAAACGAUAUCAGGCCUCAUUUGGAAAAUAGGACCUCCCCACGCCUCAUUUCCCCCUUAAUCCAAUUGGUUACACGAGUAACUGAAAGUGCCCUCAUACACAGGCACUUCCUUUCAAAUUCACUUAAUCUCCGGAGUGUUUGGAUCAUCAUCAUCAUCAGCUCAUUCAUGGGAAGACUCUUAGCAAUUAGUCAAAGUGAAAGAAAGCUAUGGCGAAAACCAGCUUUCUAACAAUGUUAGAGAUGUAUGAAACCGAAAAACGCCGGCUGCAUGACAGGCUCAUAAGUUGUUUCCUUACAUGUUUUUCUACCUGAAGUCUGUCGUUAUUUCAAUCUCCAAAGGGAUUGCUCUGCGAGCUUGAUGGUUGCGGACUUGGCUUUCCGAGCGCUUACAUAACUGCCGAUGCAAUGGGAAAGGUAGAUCCUGUAAAGCAGUCGAAUAGGAGAUGCGAUGGUAUAAGCAAGGAAGUUAGUUGCUUGAUGUUUAGAAUUCCGCUCAAGCCCAUCAUUGGGGACGGCCGCAGGCAGAGAUAUUAGACUCACAAUAGGAACAUUAUUUAUAUUUUGGAGUCGCCAUGCGAUCACAUGCAUGUCGUAAUUAGCACUUCCCGUAUUCUAUGCAGACGGUCGCAAAUUAUGUGGUGGCGGCUUUCUUGUCUGCAACCAAGACGUCACCGGUCGCGAUUCCAUCGUAGGUGUUGGUUAUUGACAAAAUGAUUACUCGACUAUUCGGCUUGUGGAUUCCAUCACUGGAGGCGGUGUUCGUCCGCGAGCUCCUCGCGUGCCCGAUUACUCUGUCCACCUGAAGUCUCAGCAUUAAACAUGAAAGGACGAAGUCGUUGAGCUUGCUAAUAGACUAAAGACCGGAGAACCAUGACUCAAACAACUCCAUCGGUUGGCACCUCGCGCGAGAAUUUCGCUUUCGUCGCCCCUGGAGGUGUGGCCGGGUCCCGUCGAAUGAGCCGCAACCUGCGGGCUGACGUCAUUACUCCUUAACGCUGGCGCAUGCUCAGCCACCCACGAUCAGAGAAGUCUUCCAGUUCCUUCAGAAUAUUUGAUUUGUCAGCAACUGCACCAGAUCCGCCAAACGACCCCAGCCGUUUUCUGCCAUGGCAAGCAGUCUUUCGGUCUCAUGGCCUGAUGCCCUAUGGUUGUCUACGGUCUGUGUACAACUCCAACUCCAAUUGAUGUGAGAAGACGUCUGAUGGCUUCCGAGGUGUUAGUGAUGUACAACAGAGCUCGUCAAGACUUGAGGUCUAUGCAGUCCGCCUCUCGUUUUGUUUGCUCUACAGCGGUUGACAAAGUUUUGCGGGCAACCAUUCGUCCCGGGCACUUAUCGAAAAUGCUGCAGUGCGGCAAGCUUGCCUUUCAAGUCAUUGCAGGACGUCCCAAUGCGCUGGUGUAACAAACUCACGCAACUGUUUUUGUGACUACUAAAUUAGUUGCUCUUGAAACUAAGUACUUGGGUCGUAUUUGUCGCUUUUCCGAACGCUCUGCGAUAGACGAAACAUCAAGGAUGGUUAGUUGAUUAUUUUGUCUCUUACAUUGUAAACUGUUUUUUCAGGAGGGCGACAUUGGGGUGUUCGCCGAAACUCUACAUUUAAUGUCUUUCGAUGACUAUGAAGGUAUUAUCCACUUACCCAGCAUAUACUUUCAGUCUGUGGUCUAGUAGAAUGCAGACAUUUUUGAUCGCCUUAAAAUGAACAAGGAGGAAACACUGGUCGUUUAGCACAUAUGCGGGAAGUGGUGUCAAUAGCUGAGAAGUAGACCUUUAUGGUUAAUUUCUGAAUAAACACCAGUCGGGCCUAGUUCAAUGCAAACAUUCGUCCUCCGCACUAAGUUCCCAAUUUUUAUAGUUCUUUCUAACUAAGGUAUACACUAAAAAUUGUCAUACUCUUUUAGACUUCUAACUUCCAGGGGAGAAAAGGAGACUGUUUCGCAAUUUUUAGUUAGGCUGUCAACAAGCUCUAGUCAGCAGGAUUGACAACACACUUACUGUUAAUUGAAUACUUUUUUCUAAAGGGUAUGGCUGGUGGAAUCACAAAAUGUCACUAGUGUUGCAUUCUAUAUUAUUCCCGCGUCCUCUCUGGGCCUGUUUAGUGAGCUUUCCUUUUUCUCUCCAGUGCGCUAAGACCUGAAACUGAUCCUCGGAAGUCUCCGUAUGCUCAAAGCCAAACUUUGGAAAACAGUUCAAAUCCCAUUUUACCACAAAAGAGGCACUCUGCAGCGAGAAUCGGCGAGGCCACGCGCGGCGGGGUUGCCAUGGCAACUGGGUAAACAGACUUCCUCCUCCAAUUUAUCAUUAUAUUCAUGCAAUAGGCUUCGCUGAUACCCAUUAUGCGCGAUUUGGCAUGAUGGCAUUUUUAUGAAGGAACUGAAAUAUUCAGUGUGGAGUUUUGAGAAAUUACAGCAUAUUAGUUAAACACACAUGCAUAGCACAUUUCGACAGGCGAUCUGUGUAUUGUUUUGCCAAGUAGGGCUGACCGCAGCUUGUGCCCCGCGUAUGUAUCGGUAGAAUUAUUUGCAACACUUUCCACUUUCUUGGGCUUGAUUGGACACAUCGUGUAUCUUAGGAUUCCAGACAUAAAACCAUUUUGAAACUCUUAACUUGGUAAGUAACUGAUGGACUCAAGAUAAAGUCUUCGGGGUAUAAAAUCUCAACUUCGGCCCAGAGAAUAAUAGAGCACUGAUUUGCAUGUUAUCGGCAUUUGCGGACUCACCGCGCAAGGUUGCGACCCCUCAGAUAGACAGUAAACGGCAUGUUUGGCAUACGCACAAAUGGCAACAACAUACUCCCAAGUUAGAUUUCACCCAGAAGUUUGGGCUGGUGUCAUGUUUAGUUUAUAACCGUGCGUGUCGACGCCGUGUGAGUUCUGACAUACCAGUCGGUCCUCAUGCGUUUUCUGGUAUAUAAUUUCUUCACGUUUUCAACAAGUGAGCUUAUAGAUGGUGGUUGAGUUGGAAUGCCGGCAGAGUUAUUUUGGCGAAGAUCGGAUAUGUAGCUCCACUGGAAAAAACGAGAGGAAAGGAUUCUUGUCAUGCGGUAAUGGUGAUUACAGGAAUUUUACAAGGAGCGUAAGCGAAACUGGUAAAUAGCUGUUUUCGGGAAGUAGAAUUCAAGAAAUUUCAUUUGCACCGUCGGCUUGUCUAAAUGCACCGGCAAUGCGUAAAAAUGCGAACGCGCAACUUUAACUACUGCAAAUCGGUAGCUGUAAACUGGUAAAAAAUGAGGACUGAGGGCAUUGUUUAAGUAUUCUAAGCCAACUUAUUUCAGCCUGUGAUGACCAACCACAUUGAAGGAGAAAGUAUAGAGGAAACAUCGCUAAAUACGACUCUCCUGAUAUGCACAACUGAAAGCAUAAUCAGUGUUGUCAACGUUGAUAGUCUAGUCUCUGACCACUAACCACAAACCUAUGUCUAAAGCCGAACCUUAAACGCGUGGACCUAGCCCAGACCUAAAACCUGACAGUAAUCCUAACCACAAACUCCAACUUUGAUACCUGACCCUACCCAUUAACCCCCCUUACCCUAACCAUUAGCUCAAAUCCUAACCCCGACCUCCAUAUCCGAUACUUAAUCAUAACCUUGGACCUGAUUUUAAUCCCCUCUUCUAAUACUAAUCUUACUCCUAACCCCAAGUCGAGUACCGGCUCCAAUGGCAACACCCAAGGGAGGCGUGACAAGGAAUGAGCGAAAAGAAGAAGGUUAAAUUAGGCCUACCCAAAUGACAAAAGUAGAUAUUUCAUAAAAUAAGGAGUAUGCGGGGCCACAUAUCCAAUCAUCACUGUGCGAAUGGUUGAAGGUAGUACGCAGGCGCCUCCUACCACCAGAGGACGAAUCUAAUUGCCCUGAGAUAGGAGAUCGUAGUGCGACCUCAGUUUAACUGACUGAAACGGUCAGGAAUACUUACAUAUCCUAGAAUUUGGAUGGUCAAAUGACGAAUUCUGCUAGCAGACUUUAGGCGACACCACCCUCUGUGCCCAUUUCUACUCCCACACUUAUUUUCCCUUUGUUUCCGUUGGACCAAUUCGAUGGAAGGGGGGUAGACCAAUGCAUUGCAAAUGAGAUCGUCGAGGAGAUGAGCGAGCUGACGUUGACGCACUCGGAGACCACGACGAAACUACCGCAAAUCAAGCCGAUCCUGUCAUUGGGUCGAGUGUGUCAAAAACGCAGAACGUCGCCCCCGCUGGUUUCAGCCAGACGAAAGUUCGUUCAACCGGUGGCUGCCCAUCGCGUAGUUUCGGCUCGCUGUCCUGGCUCGACGUCGCCAGAACAGCCGGAGAGCAGUCGUUCCGAGAGCCACAACCUCCAGUCGGGAACAGAGGUGCGCGAAUUGGCCUACAAGAUCUGGUACCAGCGUCAAGCACGUCUUCUACGGACCAGCAGGCAGAAAGAACUGGAGGAAUUGAAAAAAGAGGAGGCGAAAAUUGAGGAGGUGAACUCACCGAUUUAAUUUUGUCGUGCAGUCUUUAAAAAUCUUAUCACGCCUGCGGACAUGAGAGACAGGAGGAAAGUUGGUUCAAAUGCUGUUUACUGAGGAACAUCCUUCUAAUAAGGCGCAGUCUGAUCUGUACGCUGUCGCCAAUGUACGAGUUGAGUUUCAAAUUAUUGACCAUUUGACAAACAGCCGAUCUCCUCGACGUCAAGAUAAGAGGUAGCAAAAGCAGGCGUAGUAGGCGACGGAGCUGAUAAAACAUUCAGAACUUUAUGAAAUAUCCCUAUUAACUAGAAGUCGUCCUAAAUGCACUGAAUUUAACUAACAACAACACUGUUUACGAAGACAACCGGUAAGUGGUAAUGCCAGUAAUACGAAUUUGUGAAACGCCAAAAGCGUACAAAUGUGUCAAACUAAUCGAUAUAGGUUCUGGAGGUGCAUAAAAAGGACCCAGACAAAUAAACGGAUUAGUAAAACAGGAUAAGCAGAAUGAAGUCUAAACAACCAUUUUAUCUAAACGUCGGGAUAAGUAUAUUCUAAGAACUAGUGUAAAUGGAAUACUGCCAUUUAUUUGAACCCCGUGACGGCCAUGAUACGGAUUCGCUUGGCAAAAAGUGGGUCAAAUUGACUUACGGAACACGUUUGUCAGACUGUUCUGAGUUUGUGUGGACCCGUACCUACCCUCACACAUGAGUAAGACACAGGAAUCGGAACUCCCUCCCGGUAAUACAGGUGACCUUGAGCAACAUUCAGUGGAGGGUAAAUAUCCCCGUGUUCUAACCCUGAUAUCAGCCUUAACUCUAAACUUAAUCAUAUCCCUAGCUCUGCCUCAGCCCCAGUUCGUGUCUUAAACUUAACCCCAACCCAAACUUUAACGCUUACCCUUAUCUCCCGGCAAAUCAGCAAAAGGUCCCCGGGAUGUGGCGAAGGGUCCUAUUUCCGUGUUUUGCCCUAUAUGCGUACGGCACGCUUUAUACGUAGGGCUUAUACAUCGCGAUAACUAAUGAGCCCAACCCCAUCACCCGUCGACCGACAGUCGACUGGUUCAUGAGAGAGUGAAAAUGGAGUGAAGCCAAUACCGGGAGAUUAACUUUCACGGCACGUUAGCGCAUCUCUCUCUGAAAUAAAUAUGACGCGCUUGACAGCCCCACGAUGUGUCAAGGGUUGUGAUUUGGAAGGUUGGCAACUGACGGGAUAACUUGAUCCUUCUCAGGACUGAGAGGCAGACUGCAAUACCCCCCCUUCAUUGUGGGCUUUAUGGCAUCCACACUCGGGUGAGAUCCAAACCAACCGUACAGCAACCUGGAACACGCGGUGAAGACCAGGGCGUGUGUGUGUGACAUGCGUCCACGUGUCGUUAGGUUUUGACCGUCACUGCGUCGCAGCCCACCUCAAGUCAUCUUGACAUUGUCUUGUUACCGGAGCGAGGUUGGUGACGGAGGAGAGAUUUACGCAACUGCAGCUCAAGCCGGCCUCAUUAUAAAGUGAUUCAAACGCAAGGUACUGGUGGCACUCACAUUCCGUGGGGACACUUGGUGGACGCUGACGUUUGCGAUGGUCAAACCGUCAUGUCAAUCGAUGUUUUUAAGUAGGAUUCGUGAUGAACCAGCCUAAUAGGUGUACAAUGUCUGAGGUAGCCCCCACUAACCAAUUAGAUUGCGGCCAACCUGUAUUAUCAUUUGGGCGACAGAAAUCUCCGAAGUUGGUUGGUAGGUUUUUCGUCUUCUAGAAUACGGAUGUACAAAUAGUUCCAUAAUACAUUAACACAUUUCAGCCUAGUUUUUCGAAUUAGUAAACUUUAAUAACAUUUUGGUUGCAUUUAUUUGUGUCAUGUCUCAUUCAGAGUCAGAUCUUCCCUUGCUCGACCUUCUUUAUGAACGACCUCUCCUCGAACAUUCCCUACAGUUAAACUAGUGAGGCCGCAAUUAUUUUCACCAUUCAAAAAGGUGUGGGACGCAUUUUACUUGCAGAGGAGAGGGGCGACAGAGACUGCACAUUGACUGAUAAAGUACUAUUUCGGGUUAAUUCCGCCUUUUUCUAGCCAGUCAUUAUCCUGGCUACCUUCUGGAACCAAAAGCACAAAUAUUCGCUCGUCCACGUCCAUAUCGUCUAGCAGAUGGGCCAUAAAAACUUCAUCGAACCAACGUCCGUCGGUGCCUCACUACCUCUCACUCUCUGUCGCCACGUAUCUGAUAUUUAUUCAAUCAGGACUGGGCGCACAUUGAUUUUUCGGCUUCCGGAAGCAACAAGCUUCCUACCUUCCCUCUUUUUUUUAUAACUACGUCGACUUCGGCCUGGUAAUUAGUUGCUUAUUCAUGACCCUUGCCGCCCAUGCUGCAAUUCUUUGCUUCGAAAAGCUAGUAACAUAAGUGGGCGCUCAGUCCUGAUCGAAUUAUACUUCUUUCAGCAUAUCUGCCAAAACGUAGUAACUCAUGACUUAGUCGACAGCCUGUGAGAGGUGCGGCUUCCAUAUUACGACUAGAUCUAUUUCUACACUAUCAGGGAUACGCAGCAGCCUAACUGACAUCGGCGGAAAAAGCCAGUAAGCAGAUAAAAUUAAUAUUCAUAGGUCAAAGGACCUGGUGUUGUGGUCGAACAAGCACAUGCGUCAACAGCGCGUGGCCCUCUCCAGCGUUGUCCCGGUUGCGCUUAAACAACAAGCGCCAUCAAGGAAAAAAGACCAGAUAACUAAAGGGAAAAAUUUAGUCAGGAACUUCGGCACUCAUUUUCUCAUGAAUGGCCGCUAUUGUUCCAAGGUCGCACAGCCAACCGUUUUAAUCCCUCCACAAUGAGUGUUUGACGGAAUAUGAACGAUUUAAAUUUUCCUCGAGACUAGUUCUUGGGUAUUGCCAAAUUCACUGAAUACCAGGAUGGCCAUUUCUGACUCAUAGUGCGUCACUAGUCAUUCAUACUUAAACGCCAACCCGUCAUUCGAUAUUUACACCCACAGCAGUUUUUACAGAACAUUUUAAGUCAACCAUUUUACCUUUCUAAUAUAAUUGACUCCAGACCGGAAACGUUUUCCUGUGGUUGGCGAGAGCAAAUAAACCGCAAAUGGCUACCGCCUGAUACAAUGACCUUGCUUGUACUGCCUUCCUUCGGAGAAGUCUUUAUCAACGCCUUCGUCCCCAUUUGUGCUAGAAGAGGUGUAAUGGCAAAAGGGGAUAAAGACUGUAAUAAGUAGUUUGCGGUUAGUUCACGCCAAUGCCGGGAAUUUGUUUAAAUGCAUGCCGUAGACACCGGAUCCUAUUUUGUCUGACUUGGCCGCAUUUCCGACUGUCGAUUGGCUUGAGAUUUGGUGACGACGCCGAGGAAAUCUGAGGUGUUGAUUGAAUCCUAAUAUUAGUUAUCGGUGCACCUCUGACGAUCUGACGUUACCGUGCUCUAUGGCAUCGUCCACGAGGGCACUAGCAUGGGCCUCUAGUAUCAUGCGUAUCAGCUCAAACUGGUGAAGGUAGUCCCACGUGAUUAACAUUUGGUCUUUGAUCGUCAUGUUUCUUCAGUUUUGCCACGUAUUGUAGUAGGAAAUUGGAUGGAUCAGUACGCCCCGUUCCACACAAUCGGUUAGCUUUUCAAAGAAGCAAGGGACGACUCAAAUGUCAAAUACGUAGGAUUCGGUUUUUAAAGAUGCCAGGGACGGCUCAGAUGUAAACUAAGUGGGAGCGUGAUAGAAAAAGAACCAUUUCAGUCUGACUCUCGGUCCACCGGUCUGCCACUCAACAUACAGGCAGGACUGACCUUGAGGAACGAAUUAUCUCGCCAGUUGGUAACCUUCUAAGCCACGAUUUUUAGUGUUUCACGGUAGACUCGAGCGCGUCAGCUUUAUUACAAUGAGGAAUAUGCGUUCAGUCCCGUGAGGAUGGAGCCCCCAGUGUCGGCUUCGGUUUCCCUUCUAUCUCCAGUGGGCCAGCUGGCGUCCGAAAGCGUCAGUCAACUGGCGGUGGGAUUUGACGCAUAUUGGCAGACAGAGUCAUGCUAAUCCGUCUACGUGUUCCACACACCACUCGUUGACCAAGUCAUGUGCCAGGACAUGUCUCCCACUUGCUUGAGAGGUGCAUAUUCUGCGCAUGCGACGGGUGAUGUGGGGCAGGUUUGUUCCUGGUGUAGGGAUGUGCGAACUGAGUGGGUGACGAGGCGAGGUGUAGUGAUGGGGUUCAGAUUGCGCCGUGUUGCUGCAGGUUUCCGUGGAGACGCAUAUGGCCGACUGUGCCCACGCGAUUCUCGAAUAUUCAUGUGCACUGUGUGGUGUUGAAGCGGGUGCGACGGGUGUAUGUUGAUGCCCCUGACGCUGGUUGAAGCUGUUGAAACUGUGAGUCCGCGGGGCUUGAGACUUGCAAGCCGCUCUUUUGGCUUUGGCAGCUGGGACCGGGAGGGUUUCAUGGAUUACUUCCCAAGUCUUCACUGCUGUUUUCUAUGCCCAUAGAUUUUGUGUAAGAACCUCCCAGUCCUCAGGGUUAAUUUGUAUAGCCCUGAGGUCAAUUUUCAGGGUGUCCUUAUAACGUCAUUUCCGUCCUGCUUGUCGGCGAGUAUUCGGGGCGACGUCGUGAAUAAUAGCUGCCUGGGAAGACAAUCCACAUCACCUUCCUUCCUUCCUUCGGCCUGACUGAAUGACGAGGACGUUCAGAAGAAACUACCCCGUUUCCGAAAUUACGAGACAAUGGGAAAACCGCUUGCCAAACUGCAGUGUCUGCAGUUGACCCGCUAUAUACCCAGCCAAACACUGCUUCAGGCACAGUCCGCCAUGCCUUUGUAUCAACUUGAAUUAUCUACAAUCUCUGCUUUUACAUCUUUUCAUUUUAAUAAAUGCGCUUGUCCAGUUAAUUUACACAUUGACCUUUAAGCCUCAGAUCACAAUUAUUCGCACGAAACGUUGGCGAUAGGUGAUCAUGCCGUAGAAAUCUAAAUCUUUUUGCAGAAAGACCGCGAAACCCGUGCAACAUUUAUGUGGCUUCACUUCUAGAUUUGUUUUAGCUUCUGCUUUCAGCGACCUUCCAGUGCUGAUCAGGAUAAUUUUAUAAGUGACAAUGUUGCAGGGUUUAUUUUCUUUUAACACAUGACCUUAGGCGACCGCAUUAAGCGACAAAUACUUUCGAGACGGUGCCAGCCGAUGUCACAGAUCGGAGGGUUCGAUCGCCAAUACAACUGCUAGGGGAAUGACCAUUUAGUAAUUUUCACUCGUUCAUACUAGACUUAGGCAAUUUUUGAAUCUUCAAAUGUCUUUUAAAAUAGUAUCUUCUUGUCUUUUGCGAUAAAUAUUUCAACGUAAUAAGCAGGCACCCUUUAAAUAAUUCCUCUCUAUACAUUACUCAGAGAACAGUCAUUUAUUGCACGGGUAAACUGAGUGCAAACUGGUCAAGCCCUUCAGCAGACAAUAUAACAAUUACUUCCAAGGGGAUCACAGGCCACUGAGUUCUCUUCAGAUUCCCAUACCUAGACGGUAAAGAUGGACAGGGAUUAGGGCCGGUGGGUGUUAAGUACAGUAACUAACGACGAAGGCGAAAACUAAAUGGCCUUCAAGCACUCAAUGAUUUCAGAGUACUUGCGUCACAGGCAUUUGUUUAAAGCCCCAAACACGCCUGUUUCGCCCAUCUUGUGCUGCUGCAUAACGCAACUGUGAGGGCCGCGACUCGUCAAUGCGCUUCCUGGCGCUCCCGCGUGCCUUCCCUUACAUGGUUUGGUUUUCUGCUGGUGUACGUCGAUUUUCUCCUUAAGAGGGUGUCAUGUCUCUUUCCUCCCUCUCAACCAAGGAGGUGAACCGCCUUCAGGAUAGUCAACGUGUCUUCCUAAUGUGGAAGGAGAAGAAGGAACAACAACUGUCUGAGGAACGUAAGAAACGGAAAGCGGCUGAAGCACAGAAAAUGGAAGCCGAAAAGAAGGCUGAAGAACAUAAGGAGGAGGCUCAGAAGGUGAGGAUCACUAUGCAUUACACAAAUAUAGGGAAAAUUUUAAGUAGCGUCCACGAUAUAUGAGGGAUUUAUACUAACCAGAGGACAGCGAUGGAUUUUUCUAUUCUGUCUUGGUACUCGGGAUCAAGAGCCUAUGCAGGGUGUCGUGUAUUAACCAAGGAACGGUCAGUGAGAAGUGUCAACGGCACUGAUUGAGGACACUGGAAUGACCAUUUCUGAUUUAGUCCUCAGCUCAAUUUUCGCAAAAGCAGGGGUCUGAAAUUGUCUCUAGUAACCAGCGGUGAUUAACGAGUGAGUUACUCUAUAGUCAGGCAGACUUACUCCCCGUCUACUUCACUCAGUAUUCCCACCCACAUCGCGCUUCAAUAGCCAGGAGAGACAAAGGCGACCGGAUUUAGGUGCGUCAAAAAAAACCUUCCAAAGCGUCUAACUCCACUAGGAAUGAGUCCUUAGGAUCGUCCUCGGUCUCCGUCUUUCUCUUUUCAUGAGCCAGUACCGUGUCCAACGCAUCAACCAGCUGGUGAUGCUAUUAGACGGAAGCACGCCAACUUCAGCUUCUGGCGCAGAUUUGGUUUGAGUUUGGGUCUAGUGAUUCAAGCUGCAUCCCUGACCACGAGAAGGGACCUCUCGAGAUUGAUGGCCGUCAACUCGAGGAAAUAGACAAUUUUAAAUGCCUCGAGACGAGGCUGCUGCCGAAUGGGCAGAGUAAGGAGGACAUUGUCUCCCGACUUGAUGCUGCCCACCGGGUUUUCUCAAGCUUUGGGAAAUGCCUUUUUAUCCGACGCUAUUCAGAUUCACAUGUACCGUCCAUCCGUCCAGUCUGUCCUACUCUAUGGUUGUGAAUGCUGGACUGUGCGCGUGGAGGACGAGCAAAAACUGGAGGUUUUUGACCACCACUGCGUGAGGACGAUUCUUCGAGUGAAGUACACCGACUUCUUCUCAAAUUAGGCGGUUCACACUCUCUGUGACAACAUCACAGGGAUAACCCAUGCCAUCCAAGGAAGACGACAGAGGUAGUUUGGGCAUGUUUUGCAUCGUCCACCUCAGCAGCUCGGUGUUACUGUUCUCGAUCCGACAACGAUACCACAUUGGAGGCGUCGAAAAGAGGGUCAACUCAAAACCUGGCUCGACAGAGUCCGUCAAGUCAUGGGAGUUGCUCCUGGUCCUUCGGUAUUCAGUCUCCGUCGUUGGUGAAGAGAAUAAGUCGAAUUAUCCAGAUCUGCUGCCGCGGAUAGACUUGCGUGGGAUAUCAUCGAGAUCGGCUAAAUCAGAUAUGAUCACAGCCUUACAAAGUACAAGUAAGUACUCAUUAAGCACUUAAAUCCAAAGCUUUACGGACCCGAGCUACCGGACUGGUGUGAUUCCGACUGAGAUUGGAAGAAUUUGUUCGUACGACAGUGACGUACAUUAACUUAUCCUGACUGCAGGAUGGAACUUAUCAUUUCCGAUUUGCCUUGAGGCUCUGGGCCUGAGAUUGUUUCUGGCCGUCACGUGACAAUGGACAAACAGUAGUCGAGAAGUGCUAAAAAAAGAGAUAAGGAGCAUUACAAUAACCAUUUAUUUCCAGGUAAACCACAAAUCAGAUCUUCCAUUUCGACGGCGCAUGUAAAGAAUCUCUUCAGCACUAGCGAGUCCCCGAUGACUUAAAAAGUUUAAGAGUUGUGAAAAUCCCCAUAGCUAUAUUCAGAAGACAAAGGGGCAAACGAACGUUGCUUUCAAUGACUUCUAGUCAGGCCAGUAGAGUUAUAUGGUCCACUGAGUUAAAAAAAAUCGAUAAAAGUUAGUUUUUAACAUAAAGGCUAGGCGAGAGCGGAAGGGCGCCGAAAGUUGUAUAUGGUUAAUCAACCUUUGACCACGGUAGGCGCGGAGCCUGAACGAGGUUCUUCAGGGCGCAUAGGGUCAGUUUUCGUAACCUGAUGGCUGCCGCCUCUGUUGCUGCUAAAAGGCGCUGGCCAGGGUAGCUUAAGGUAGCUCGAGGGGACCUUAUCAAUCACACGAACUUCUUCAGCGGGGUCCACACGAUGCUCUGAAUCCACUGAAUGCGCAAGGAUGGCGCUGCCUAUUCUCCUAGUUUCACCUUUUGCCAGCCAUGCGGGGAGGUGCUCUGGUAUUCUUUUUGGAAAGGAGCCGACUCGUACCACCAAUAUAACCUGCUCCACAGGAGGAAGUGAAUGAGUAGACGCACAUUGAGGCGGUCUGAGGUGGCAGCCCAUCCUUGCCUUCUCCGCCUAAAAUAGGGUUAGUAGAAAAUGAUAUGCGAACCCUUGCUUCUGGGAAGGUUCCCGAGACAGCUUGGUCAAGUUGUCUUCUUAGGAGUUCAUUCGCAGCGUCUCCUUGGAAAGGAGUUUUGAGGAACAACGUUUUCUUUUCGGCGGUCAAUGUGGUGGGUUUUGCGGGUCAUUCGGCAGUGUUCAUUGCCAUUAACCUGUCAGGAUAGCCGUUUUAGCGAAGUAAGAGCUGGAUUUUUCUAAGUUCAUCCUCGACACCAUCUGUCGAACAAUUUUUUCUAGCUCUUUGUGCAAACACCUGACUAGAUUUCGUAUGUGUUGGAGAGGUACGAAACUAGCGAAGUUCGUGUAUUGUCCAGACCAGGUUUUCUUCCGAUAGACGCUCCUUCGGAUGCUACCGUCAGAUCUCCUGUUUAGAAGGACAUAUAGGAAAGGAAGCGAACCGGCCGAUUCCAUCUCCAACGUGAAUGUGAUCGACGGAUGUGCCCGGUGUACAGCAUUUAGGAGGGCAGCAACGUAGGUUUCUGUGGUUGCAAUCGCAAAAAUAUUAUCAACGUUGCGACCGUAAUGUUUAAACUUUUCGAUCUGAUCGCUUACUUGAAAUCUCUCCAGCUUGCCCAUGAAGACAUCGGCUAUGAGAGGUUCAAGAAAAGAGCCCAUAGCAACGUCGUCUAUUUGUCUAUAUUGUUGGUUGUCAAAAAGGAACUGCACAUUUAACGUGCACCCUAGAAAUAUUUCCUUGAGUGUGUUCAUCGGCAUUCCUAUCUCUUGCUGACUGGCAGAUAGAAAAUCACAGGUGCAGUUUUGGUAGAUUUAAAGAUCACAUGAGAAUUUUACCUUUGGUUGUGCUACGAAAGCCCAUUGCAGUCUUUGUGUCUAGGCCUUUUUAGCAUGGCGCAAAAGCAAGGAGAAGGAACUGAAAAAGAAGACUUCUUCCAAGCCAACUGACGAAACGGUCGACGAAAUAGCUAAAAAGGAAGAAAAGACGAGGGAGGCGAAAGCGGCUUAUGAAGCCUGGUGAGCUGUUCCUCUUUUAAGCUUGAACUCGGUUUAGGGUACAGGAAUCAAGAAUAAUAACAACCGUUCGGAUGAUAGGCAGUAUUUUAUUAAGAUCCGCGAGAGUUGCGAAAAAAACGCUGAACAUUUUUUAGGAUUUGUCCUUAUUCGGACGAAGUCCUGCACAGAGGGAUGUUCACCUUUGUACCGAUGUGUUUCACUUACUAGUGAUAAACUACUCCUAUAGAAAGAAUCACUCAAUGUAUUAGUGUCGCGAUGGGAUGAACUGUGUUCACAGAAGCCCUUUAAACCUAAAGGCCGACGUUAACUGGAAGCAUCUUCUUCGCGACUUUUAUAAAUGUGCACGGGUUGUGACGAUAGGUACUUUGUACCUAAAGAUAUUAACUCUUUGCUUUUGUUAUUUAAAGUUGAUCUUUUUUGGAAAUAAAAAAUGAAAUUUAAAAAGGUACUGCCGGAGGCAAGGCCAUAUAUUAUUUGUGAAUCUAGUACUCCCUCGCCAGUAUUACAGUUGACUUUCGGCUAAAUUUGCGGCCGGAGUACCUAUUCAUGUGUACAACCUUGAACCAUAGCCCCAACCGCAAGCUCUUGGAAUUUAGCGCAAGGCAACCUGUAAUUCGGUAAGAUUUAUUCCCGUGCCUCAUAUAUUUGCUUGGCAUCCGAAUAAAUUCUACGCAGUCUCGUAUUGCCGACUGUCCAUCAGACAAAAACCCUAGACGCAUUUUGCGAACUGGACAGCUUUUGAAACGAAUGAUCGCCAACAGCAAACUUGAGGUUCGGUUUUGGGAUAAUAGCAGACAUUUUCACGCAAGUUGGCCGAUGAUGUGCCCUGGUAGCUUCAUGUGUAUUCGCCUUAUCGGCGAACACUUGCAACGACGUCGCGUCGAAGAGUCCCGUGGGUAAUCGCUCCUCAUCCAUCCUCACAACUUGGCCGCUCUGUCGCUGUUGAGUUUCCCUAAGUAUGGCAUGGAAGCUGAAGAUUCCAGCCCAGUCAGGGAUUUUUGUGUCCAGAAUCCUGUGUUACCACCCCAUCUUCAAUAAUAGUCAAAGUCAACUGAAUAGGAAACGACUUAAUUUCCAGGCUUUUUCUCAUAGACUCCCCAAGUCUCUGUCCGGCACUUCGGUGUCGGCAAGAUGACACCUUGGUCUACCUUGAGCUUGGAGUUGAGAUGGAGACCACGGCGAUUCAAUUCGGACGCCUGCAAGCGGCCGAAGGCCUGACUUGCCUUGGUGAUCCGGUAAGCCCCGUCGGCAUCGGUUUCGAUGCCGCAUGAACGCGUACUGCCUAAAUAGGCGAAAUUGUCCACGACUUUGACUUGGGUGCCGCUGGCAGCGAUAAGAGGAGCGUUGUAUUCAGUGCUGGGUUGCGACCACCGUCUUGUCCGUGUUAGAGGUCAGCCUGAAGUCUGCGUGAUUGGAGGCGCAGAGGUCCAUGCUUCUUUGCAUGACCAUUUCGUCGUGGCAUGAUUUUGCACUGCAGGGUGGUCAUUUUGGUUUGGCAAAUCGAUAAUGUCUAAUUUGUAUGGUAGUAUCAUGAAGUUUUGCCUCGCGUAUGGAAAGCUUUUCAACGACACCAUAUCAACAUGCAGGGAGGGGUGGGUGCGUACCUCGUAUUAUCUAUCAGACAGAAAUGGAGGAGAACGAGAAGCGGUCAAACCAUAAUCUAUCGAGAUGUUUAAGAACAUGAUCUUCUCUUCUUUGCUUUUGGAAGCCCUCAGGUGUCUUUGACUAAACCACUCUUAAGAUCGGUAAUCGGGGAAACAAAGACAGUUCAAAGCACACGUCGAUCAGGACUGUAUCGUGCUCGUCUUGUUCUGUGAUUUUUCACCGACUCUCUUCGAAUUGGUGGCAGACUCAGUUUUUCAUGACGCGCUGGCAGACCAUUGGAAUGUCGCAGUGAGUCACUGUCCAUGCGCAGCGGAUUCGGCCUUUACUGACGGUGCUGAAGUGGUGACACAUUUUGUAGAAGUCCAUUGUUCUGUUUUAUACUGGCGCUAGGAGGCAACUGAAGCGGGUUUCCGGUGACCUCGGUCCGGCUACCGUAGACGGUGAAAAACUUGGGCUAGUAGACCGCUUGAAGUAUAUUCAAUUAGACUUUCUGCUAUCGAAAAGGUGAAGGUGAAAUCGGCUUUCAAACCAACCACGCAGGUCGGCUCUUCGUUCAACUUCAUUGAGACAUCCGAAAUCGACAUGAAAUCAGUCUGACAACCAAAUUAAGACUGCACAAGUCCUCAAUAUAGACGAAUUUGAAAUAUGACCCUUACGACCUGAGGAUUUACACAAAGUUUAGGAAUUAGAUCGAUGAUGCCCAUAUUCUCUUCUCUAAUGUCCAUUCACCGAUCAACGUCUGCAUACAAACACCGUGUUAUUAAUUAUGCUGACGGCAGGUGAACUAUCUAAACGCCCAGACACGUGUUUCGCCGAUAUUCUGCCGCUAUAUGACACAGCUGUGAGGGUUUCGACUCAUCGGUUGAAAGUGUCAGUCGAUCAGAUUUUUCAGUGAUGAUUGCAAAGGCAGAUUUAUUUUCUCGACACGGAAAAACGUCACAAAUCUUCUGAAAGUGCUUAUAUUUCCCUAAACCUUUAUUGUCUCGAUCUACGUUGCUUCAAAUUUGACUGUUUAAUCACAAAGUAGACUUUGGUCUGGAACGCACGCUCGACUUAAGCAAGGGGUAAUAUGCCUCUUAUUAGAGUUUCUCGAGCAAAAAACCUUCCUUUACCAAACUGGAUGAGAGGACUCCACCUGUCGCUAGUUGGUGGCGUGCUGUGCAUAUAAGAUUUAGGGACAGCACUUACUAUCACCGGCCGCGCAAGAUUCUUCUUUUAUUUUAGUUCCUGACAAAGCCAUGGACACAUAGUACUCGAAUACCGCAUCCUUUAUUAAAAAUCAUUGCAAUUUCGGUCUGUUAGUUCUUCUGAAAGUAGAAUAUACCAAUGGUUUCAGAGCCUCUCUGAAAAAUUAGGGGACUGCACCGAUGCUAACUGAAUCCUCGCCACCGACUGCUAAGAUCAUAUUCAACACCGACGGCGAUAAUGACAAUGAAUAGUGUCUACACGUUCAGUCCAUGUAGCCAUGCCAUGUAUGCCGCGUAACAACAGAAAAUCGGCGAAAUAAUGUCUGGGCGGGCAGAUAACACACAUGUUGGAAGCGUGUUCAAACCGUUUGGCAGACAUGACUUUUUAAAGCUCUACGUCCCUUAGGUCUCCAUACAUCGACGUCCAUUUUGCCAUUUAUUAUGUCCACAGGCAAAAGCAAAAGGACGCAGAAAUGAAGGCGAGACUGUUGGCACAAAAACUUCAAAAGCAGAAAGAGGAGGAGAGGAAGCGUGAAGAAAGGGCGCAGAGACGACAGGCCGCACGAGAUUCCUACACAGCCUGGGAACUCCGUAAGGUAUGUAUUCAUAUUAGUACAAUACAAUUCGGAAAAGACAGUGCUCACGAGAGUUUAUCUGGAAAAGUUUUGCAACCCCCAAUCUGGUUUAUAUAGACAGUGCGACAAGGUGCUUUCGCUGUUUCCGCGGUCAAUGCCAACUCUGCUUCCUUUACGGCGGUCGUAAAGUCAACAUGGUUUGUGAUAAACACUACUACAACCCAAACCCAAGUAUAAACUAGCAGAAGGAAAGAAGAAAUCAUCCACUAGAAGGGGUCUAUUUUGCACUAACCCUGGUGUUUCAAGUCAGCCAGGCUUUGCGAGGCCGGUGAGGACCGUACGUAAAUUCACGAGACGAAGGCGCGCGACAGUUUUUAGGCAUCCGAGAGGAAAUGAGUAGAACAACAUGAGAUGGUUGAUUAUCCCACAUGGACGUCUGCAGUGACUGGCGAGAGAGGGGAGGGAUAUUUAUCUGAUAUACGUACGUAGGCUCCGGUGCCUCUAACAAGAACGAAAUUCCUUGGACUCCUGGCGAUGUUCGUCGCCUAAAUAGAGUGUUUGAAUGGUAGCAUGGAGUAGGGCAAAUCGUCGCAUGUCAGAACAUGCACAUUUAAUGCAAACGGAGAGCAUGUCCUUUGAUGUAGCCUAACACACUUCGUGUUUGUCCCCACGUAUACGUAGAAGGGUUGUUUAGUUCGGUCUUCCCCAGGUGUCAGAGAGACUGGAGUUCUUCCCCAAAACGGCAUCUCUGUUGGCAACAAGUCAGUUUCAAGCAUGACUAAAGUAUACUUUUCCUCUUAACAUCAACUAUAGACUCUUUUGCAUGACUCAGCUGAGAAUGCUUACGGGCGUAUGAGAUCAAUGGUUGAGCAUUUUGGUCAGUACUCUAUAGCACAAGCAAAAUGGUAGAGGGGCGCCCACCGACCAGGUUACGAAACGUACCCGCCCCGUUGUGCCCUGAAGCUCAAAUUAGAGCUCUCGCAGGCAGUCGUAGUGUGGAGAGGUAAGGUGUUACCGACAAAGGCAAGGAAGGCCGGAAUCUAUUGACUUCUCCAAAAGGUCCUCUCAUUUUCUUAUCACAGUAAAGCUUUUUUGCCCAUACUUUAGCCCAAAACAACCUUUCAACGUUAAUUUGGCGUAAGGACAUUAAAGGACAACACGGACCAAAUCGCACAAAACUCCUAAUUUGAAUAGUAGCUCCAGUAGCGCCUUCCUCAUCGACCUGUGAUCACUUAUUCGUCAGACGUAAAAGUCGGUUUAGCUGGCAGCUGAGUUUCGCUGAAUGUCGUCCCACCAGCGGCUACCCGUGAACAGUAGCUAGGUUGAGAGGCAAGCUCGUUUUCCGGGUUGGGCAUCAGGUUGACGCCAAAGAAGCUUAGAAGUCACGGAGCCAGCACAGCUGAUGCGAUUGCGAGAAGGCAUCUAACAGCGAUAAUGCAAGCUAACUUUGUGUGGACAAUGCAGAUGGGAGUAGACCAUGCAUGCCGCCCUCCAACCCCGUCACUAGUUCCACCGCGUAGGCCGAUUAGAAGCGCCUAACAGGCUGAAUAAGCUUCGCCCACUUAUCGCCUCAUUGGUGAAGUGAAUAAGAUAUUGGCGACCAGGUUUAUUGAACACAUGGUCCUCCGAGUAUAUUGGUGGAAAGUCCCAUUGGCUACCACACGUCUACAGACAAUAGACAGCAUCUAAUUUCAUACAUAUAUCCAAGUGGACUUCGACUAGAUGGGGUACCGGAUAACCGGGUCACUCCUAUAUUCGGGAAAAAUACCGAAGAACAGAAAAAGACCUUCCAACGGCCUAUAAAGUUCUACGUCGCAACAUACGCCAUGACCAGGAGAAGACGGUCACAUGGAACUUAAAAAUACCGAGUAAAUACGACCCCUCGACUAAUUCACCUGAAAGGUGAGCAUAGGUGCAACCAACCUCCAUUGAGGUGACGACACCCAACGCAGGAGGUCGCCAUGGUUCACAAAAAACGGCCAGAAGGUGAAAGCAUCGAAAGAGGUAAAAAUCUAUCAUCCAAACGCCGACUAAUGCGGCCGUUUGCUUGAAAUUCUGGUCGGUUUUUUGCACAAAACGCUUCGAUAAUGGACCGUCGGCCAAGUCCUUCAAAACGUCAACCAUAUAAUUUCUCUGACCCGUUGAACCCGACACAUUUCUCAUAAAAAGACCGCGUCAGAAACCUGUCGUUUAUGUUUACCAUUCUGUUUAAUUAACACUUUGGAAGUAAAGUUACAGAGUUAGAAAGUGUGAGGGUCAGGCUGAUGCGAUAGAGUGCAUUUCAGGCAGAAAGCAUGGCUUAUGUUUGCUCAGUCAAGCCGUUGAUGUUCAAACGUAUUGGCACCCCGGAUCACGAUAAUCUGUUAGGUGUGAGAGCUCGAGACAAAUGAUACGGAGAUGCAGGCACUGAGACCGAAACACAGGGACGGAUUAUGCGACGGACGUCGCUUGAUGAGUGAGAAUCUUGGCAGCUAUAAAGGAGUGUGACAUGGGUAUUCACGGGCUCAUACAAGAUCGAUUUUGCCACAACUUUGAUGCUAAUCGAUAGUUUACGAGCAAAUUAGGUUAUACUGAUCGGGAAGGCCGAAAACACACUUUGAGGGGUUGGUGACGACACCAUACUUGUCGAGGCGGUCCAACACCAAGACAAGGCGCUCAUAUUGCUCAUCCGCAUUCUGACUGGCCACCAAGAAGUCAUCGAUCGAGCCUCUGGAACGCUUGGCGGCAUUACGUAGACCGAAAUGCAUGCGGAUGAAUUCAGAGGCCAAAAGGUUUAGUGCUCGGCCCAGCACUUCACAGUCUGCGACUUCUCCUUUAAAAGCGUUCAUCCAUCAGAGCUGCAAAGUGGUGCAAUUCCUUUGGUCGGGGGGCCGUAGAUCGCCUUGAUUGCAGCGGAAAGAUUACUUGAGUCGUUGCGGUCGGCGUAUGCCUGAAUCUCCUCGGCCUUGCGAGCCAUCCAUUAGUCCAGCAUUUCUCGCAAUCGCUUCUACGCUAGGCGGCGACAUUGGUAGAAGGUCGCUUUGUUCUCGUCGGUUGGGUGGUCGAGGUAGACUCCGUGCAGCCUGCUCUCGGCCAGCAGGUUACCCCAUAAAAGCUGAACGAAUUACAGUGUGAUCCAGACUUAGACAAUGGGUAAUAGACAAGGCUACUCGAAACUAAAUGUUUACUCGAAAAACACAUGAUCGCUGGAACAAGAGUUUUAUUAGCCUGACGUUCCGGACUCUCACUCGAAUCCACCAUCAGAGACAGAGUCAGAAGAGGGUGGUAAAUUGCCCAGAUGUUGCAGUAUUUAUAGGGUGUAGUUGCUAGGCUGCUGCCUAUCGCAGUUGGCAGCUCCUGAAUGCAUCACGGCUCGCAGGCGUUGGUUUUUGAGAGGUGACUCUAAAAAAACGAUUGUGAUACUGAGAUGUUUAAGCAGUGUCAUACAAGCGCCUUUUAGAAUGCGAUGUCUGCACAGUGUUGCAAUCGUCAGGUUACUCUAAGUGAGAAAUAAGUAUGCUGUGAUUCCAGCAUAGGUAGUGUUCUUCAGUUAUCCAGAUCACGGUCACAGCACAUGCCGUUUACGGCAUGGAAAUGUCCCUAUCGCGUUACGUCUGUAGUACUUGCGUAUUCGCAAGACUCCGCACGCGUGUACCUUUGCACAUUAUCUGAAUAGGGUAAACCGCGAAACUUAUUGGUUCAGCUACCAGGUACCGUCCCACGUGUUCGUUGAUUUCCGCAAUUUUCAACCGGGUCAUAUGCAGUAAAGAUUAUAGAGGGUCACCUAAAACGAAGGUUAGGGUUGUCUACUGUUAAAAAUUCAAUCACCCACUGACUCUAAUCACUCGUGGACCACCGGACAGCCCGCUACCCUCGGCGCCAAUCAGUCUUGCGGCAUUAUCACCUGUGGGGCCGAAUGUACCAUUAACACCGGCACGAUCAUAUUAUACUGAGCUUGAAAAGGGGAAAGCAAAACUACAAGGACAAGGCAUGAGCUGACACUAAGUGCGGUGAGAGCAGAAGUCAGCAAGAACGCGGAGGGUGCUAGAGCAUAGAACCUCAUUGUGUCACGUUUGGACAAUCCCGAUAACCAUCCUCCGAGGAAAAUAAUGGGCGAACUUACAGAAAAUUCUUCGAAAGAGACUCUUUCAGGCUCGGACCGAAAGUUGGUAUGAAUAUUUAGACUGAAAUCCAUCAGCUACUGCAGAAUAACCGCGCCGUAUUGACAACCUACCAAAGGCAGCCAGGAGUAUACUAUUGUGUAAUUAUUUGUCAUACUGACGGCACAGGUACUAUCUAAAGCCCAGACACGCGUGUUUCACCGACCCAGUGCGGGGGUUCGGCUCAGCACCAACUCCCCUGGUUUUUUUUGGUAUAUGAUGACCGUACACUUGACCGAGCUGAUUACCUCUAGAUUGGCAGUUUUUUCUGACAAGAUCUCACACUUUUCAGAUUCCAAGCCGAAACUUAUUAAGCUAUACACCUCUCCUUAUUCUCCAGGCAGCUUCCAUCGACAAUUUGAAGCCUGACUCCGCACAGUUCGUUCUCCAGCGCCAGGCGUGGCGACCACCCUCAGCACGGAUUCCCAGCUUUAUCUAG